Molecule: messenger RNA, 6367 nt
Organism: Sus scrofa (pig)
Lineage: Eukaryota; Metazoa; Chordata; Mammalia; Artiodactyla; Suidae
Gene: CAVIN1
Product: caveolae associated protein 1
Biological process (GO): transcription initiation at RNA polymerase I promoter; termination of RNA polymerase I transcription
Cellular component (GO): cytoplasm; caveola
Molecular function (GO): rRNA primary transcript binding
Source: RefSeq, a predicted model, not a curated record
GCCUUUUCUAGAGCCGCUCCUGCGGCACAUGGAGGUUCCCAAGCUAGGGGUCUAAUCAGAGCUGUAGCUGCUGGCCUACGGAGAGCCACAGCAACGUGGGAUCCAAGCCGUGUCUGCGACCCACACCACAGCUCAUGGCAACGCCAGAUUCUUAACCCACUGAGCAAGGCCAGGGAUCGAAACCACAACCUCAUGAUUCCUAGUUGGAUUCGUUAACCACUGCGCCACGACGGGAACUCCUCUUUUUUUUUUAAUCUUUUUAUGGCUGCUCCCGGCUGAUGGAAGUUCCCAAGCUAGGGUCAAAUCGGAGCAUAGCUGCUGGCCUACACCACAGCCACAGCAACACAGGACUCAAGCCUCGUCUUCAACCUACACUGAGCUCAUGGCAACACCUGAGAGAGGCCAGGGAUUGAACCUAUGUCCUCAUGGAUGCUGGUCAGAUUUGUUUCUGCUGAGCCAGGACAAGAACUCCUGGGCUUUAUUGAAUUCCCUAGCCCAGCAGCUGGCUCGUGGUAAACAGUCACACUUUCCUGAACAAAUGGAUGGAUGGAGGAGCAUAACAGAGAGCUGUGAGAUCUCAGCUGCUGACAGGGUUGCAUCCUGGUGUUCUUUUUCUGGGCCAAAGGGUUGUUUGUUUCCACCUCUCUAUCCCUUUUAAAGACUGCCUCACCAGCUGAAAGCACACAAUGGAACAGUGCGCCUUUCAGCAAAUAGAGUGAGCAAUGGAAAAUGCAAAGCAUCAACCCUGAAUGCAAGCGAUGGCCUACUGAAAGCAGUUCCAAAUGAAGAGAAACUGCUUAUUUUCACUGAACUGGAUUGCAGUCCUCUAGGAAGGAUUGUUCGGCUCCAUUUCUGGGUGUCGGUGUUGGUGUUGAUAAAGCUACUGCACCAAGGCUCAGCACGCCCCCUGUUGGAUUUGGCUGGCAUUUAGUAAGAAGAAGAAAAGGAAAGAAAUACUGAUGCAAAUACGUGUUGGACAUAGGCAUGCAGGGGUAGGGCCCUUUCCGUGAAAUUGUCUGUUAAAGAGGCAUCAGAUGAGUCAGAGACAUAGCCACUAGACUAUCCCUGGGACAUAAUUUGACUCAUCCAUAAAUACGGACAUUCCUUUUUGAAGAAGAGAAAUACUUUCCUGAUGAGAAAAUCAGAAUGGCAUGGACUUGAUUCCUUUUAGGAAACAUGCAACCAAAACAAAACAAAACAAACAAAAAACAAAUCAAGCACUAAAACUCCUCUUCAGCAGCUCUCCUACACCAAGUGAGGUUUAAAUUGUAAUCUGUAUAUGUCCAUUGAUAGAGAACUGGUUAAAUAAGUAGAGUACCUCCCUAUACCAGAAAACAAGGCGGCUCUAUAUAUACUGAGAUAGAAUAACCUCCAAGAUGUAUUGGUAAUUGACAAAAAGCAUAGUGUAGUGCUUUUAUAUACAUGAUGUGCAGAGACUUGGUUUAGAAGUUACACAAGAAAACAGUAGCAAUUGUUGUCUCCUGAGUCAGAAAUUAAUUUGCUGCAGACAGAAGUAGAAAGAAAACAUCUUUUGCUAUAUUUCUAUUUGCAAUUUGUACCUUACAUGUCACCUGUGAAAACAACCUAAUCAAGUUAUAAAAGUCAGAACCUUAUGAACAUCCAGUACAUUUCUCGACUGUCACACUUUUUUUUCCUUAGAAGUCUUAUCAAUCCUCAAUGGAAGAAACUUAAAAUGUUAUAACACAUUUUCUCUCAAAUUCUAAAAUAAAUUGCUAAUUUGUCAGUUCCAGCAUAUAAAUACCAGUGGCUUUAUGUACCAGUUCACGCUCUUCGAGAUUCAAGAAAGCCACUUGUUUCUGUGGAAACAGCUAUGAAGUGUCAGGGGAAAUAUCUUGUUCAAUAGUUGUUGGGGCUACCCCAGACAAUCCCAGCCUAUCCCCCCACUACCCCAGAUUAUCGCGGACGAUCCCAGGCUAUCCCACACUAUUCCAGACAGUCAACUUUUCAGCUCCUUUCUGGCUUGGUAGGUUCUCUAACUAGAUUAAUAGGGCCCGGGCUCCCCACCAAACACUUUCCCACUCUUCCUAAUGAUAAUGCCUGCCAGACUAGAAGUGACCUUUUGCCAAGACCAUCAUCUAUCCAGCUGGGGAAACCCAAGCUUGGUUUCCUAAGCAGGGAAAAGGUUUGUGGCUUUUCUAGGGUAAAGGGGGGCAGUGCUGCUUCAGGGAACUCACAGCUCCAGUCCCGUGUUAGGGGCCUAAAUAGGGGAGAAUGGGCAGUUUCUCCUCCCUGGACUUUUGAGCUAUGGGCCCUCCUUGAUUGUGCUCAGAGAUGCCUGCUGCUUGACACCCAUUAUGGUUGAAAACAUGUUUGUAGUUAAUCCUCAAGUCAACAGGCUGGUGCACAUCUGGGUCGGCCCUUCCCUGUCCCAGUACAGCCUGCUAAGGUGGAAAGUGCGAGAGAGGAGUUUUCACACCUGGUUCGAGUGCCACGUCAGUGCUAACCAGCUAAUAACCUCCUGGCAAGUCACCAUCCCUCUCCAAGCCCUCAUUCCGGGUCCGAUGGCUCUGACCGCGGAGCACCCGUCUCCAGAGAGGCAGAGGUACUCCCAACCCUGCUCUCCAGACUGGUGUCAGCCAGACGUCUGAGGCAGGCAGAAACACAGCGAAAGGUGAGAGAUGAGUAAAAGGCUUUAGUUUCUAUUUUAUCACCCAUCUGAAUCCUCCUCUGAGGAUAAUUCUAAGAGGAACCUCCAGGAAGCUUGGCAGCCCCUCACUACCACUGACUCUAAUUUCAGUUCUCCCUUGCCUUGGGCAAACCACCCCUCAAGCUUUCACGACACUGGUGGGUAACUUGGCGGGCUAGACAAUUAGAAACCUCUCUGAAAAGACUGUGGAAGCCAUGGAUCCUUUCCCUCUCAAAAACUGGACAAAAUACAAAAUUUUGCACAUAAUCUCGGGAUCUCCUGUCGCGUCUGUCGACCCGACCUGGAACUGAAAAAUGCAGAGGUGGGUUUGGGAGUGAGCGAAAAAAGCGAGAGGGAAACGUACAGCAACACUCCGGGACCUGUUUCCCUUCCCCAGCUCACAUUCCUCAGCCCCGUUCCCGCUCCCGCCGCCUCCGCUGCCGGCGGAGGCCCUAGUCUCCCGCUCCAACUAUUCCAACCAUCCUGGGAAGGGUGGGGCGCUCGGCUCUUGGGUCCCCCUGGGUUGCCCCCCCUUCCCCAGCGUCGGUCUCCCCUUCUGCCCCGGUCCCUCCUUUUCUGGGGUCGGGCCAGCCAAUGGGCGAUGAGACUCCGGGGUUUGGUCUGGGAGCCGGGGAACUCACCGAUCCCCCGCCCCACAGUUCUGGCCACCGUCCCGGUGCGCACGGACGUGGCUCGAGUUUCCUCCGCUAUCCACUCUCUCCCCUCCUGCUCUUCCUCUUCUCCGGGUCUCCUGUUCCAGCUCCAGCCGGCAGGACCCGCACGGCUCCGGGCAGCCAUGGAGGACACCCAGCUCCACAUCAUCGAGCAGCCGCUUCCCGGGUACUCUGACGCCGGGGACCAGGGGUCCUCCUCCAUGGGGGCUCCGGCGGCCGCGGCGGCCGAGGAGCCGUCGGGGGCCGGCUCUGAGGAGCUGAUCAAAUCGGACCAGGUGAACGGCGUGCUGGUACUGAGCCUUCUGGACAAAAUCAUCGGCGCCGUCGACCAGAUCCAGCUGACCCAAGCCCAGCUGGAAGAGCGGCAGGCGGAGAUGGAGGGCGCCGUGCAGAGCAUCCAGGGCGAGCUGAGCAAGCUGGGCAAGGCACACGCCACCACCAGCAACACGGUGAGCAAGUUGCUGGAGAAGGUGCGCAAGGUCAGCGUCAACGUGAAGACCGUGCGCGGCAGCCUGGAACUCCAGGCAGGCCAGAUCAAGAAGCUGGAGGUCAACGAGGCCGAGCUGCUGCGGCGCCGAAACUUUAAAGUCAUGAUCUACCAGGAUGAAGUGAAACUGCCGGCCAAAGUGAGCGUCGGCAAGUCGCUGAAAGAGUCGGAGGCGCUGCCGGAGAAGGAGGGUGACGAGUUGGCCGAGGGCGAGAGGCCCGAGGAGGACGCGGCGGCGCUCGAGCUGUCGUCGGAUGAGGCGGUGGAGGUGGAGGAGGUGAUCGAGGAGUCGCGCGCCGAGCGCAUCAAGCGCAGCGGCCUGCGGCGUGUGGACGACUUCAAGAAGGCUUUCUCUAAGGAGAAGAUGGAGAAGACCAAGGUGCGCACCCGCGAGAACCUGGAGAAGACCCGCCUCAAGACCAAGGAGAACCUGGAGAAGACGCGGCACACCCUGGAGAAGCGUAUGAACAAGCUGGGGACGCGCCUGGUCCCGGCCGAGCGGCGGGAAAAGCUCAAGACCUCGCGAGACAAGCUGCGCAAGUCCUUCACGCCCGACCACGUGGUCUACGCGCGCUCCAAGACCGCGGUCUACAAGGUGCCGCCCUUCACCUUCCACGUCAAGAAGAUCCGCGAGGGCGAGGUGGAGGUGCUGAAAGCCACGGAAAUGGUGGAAGUGGGCGCCGACGAGGAGGAGGGCGGCGCGGAGCGCGGCGAGGGGGCCGAUCUGCUGCGCGGGAGCAGCACCGACGUGCACACGCUGCUGGAGAUCACCGAGGAGUCGGACGCCGUUCUGGUGGACAAGAGCGACAGCGACUGAGCGGGGGCGCUGGGAGGCCGCGCCGCCCCGCCUCUCCCCCCACCCCCGCCCUGAUUCCUUUCCCUCCCUCAACUUUCCCCUGCGCAUUUUCUCUCAGCCCUCCGAGGGCGGAGUUGUUUCUAAAUUGAGAAUACCUUCCCUCCAGGAGCACCCCUCUGAGUCUUACAGCUGUUAAGACGGGAGGGGGAGGCAGCCUGCACCGUGGACAGCCCCAGUUUAGGCAUAGGCUGGAUGGAAAUGCAGAGGGCUGUGAUUCAUGGCCUGGAGGAGAUCCUGGAGGAGGUUGCCGUCGUUCCAAGAUUGGGCCCCCUUGGGGCAGGCUGCUUUCCGCCCUACCUCCCCCUCACACUCACACCCAGCUGCUGUCAUUCCUGCUCACUGAACUUUUCUUUCUUAUCCUGAUUCCUGGAGGCUUCAAAGCCAAAAUUAUCAUGAAAGGGAAGGGUGAAUCCUGAAGAGGUCCCCUGCCCACGUGGAAAACCCCAUACUGUAAGGAUUUGAAAGCAGCCUUGGGGAGAAUCUGGAGCAGUGAGGGAGAGAGGGCAGAGUGAGCCUCCGUAACCCUGGAUGAGGGUCUAGCACAGGCUGUAUCUGCAAAAGGUCCUAAUAAGGAAGGCUGGAGCCAGGCAGAGCCCUUGGGAAGGGGUCGGGGCGGGGGUGAGGGGGGCACCUGCCUGUUGAUGCAUCUGCACACGGGAACUCAUGGCUGUGGCUUUGAGCAGAACGGGAGCUAGAAGGUGGGAAUGAGUGAAAAGAGAAUGCUCGUUAGCAGCAUGAGAAAUACAGGGCAAGAAUCCCAUCUUCCUGGGGUUCUCAGAGGACAGCAGGACCAUUUUCAGGGUAAGGAAGGACAAUGUGAGAAAUUCAUGAUCUAAAGAAGAGAGAGGUAAGCUUCACUCUGUGCCUCUGCAGGGAUCUGAAUGGUGCUCCUAGGGGAGCCCAUUUCUCAAAGCCCAGAAAAUUAAGGUCCCAGAAGGGGGCAGCACUAGGCUGCUGUAAGUUAGGAGGUUUAGCAGAUGGGGGGAAAAAGAGCAAGGUGCUGUGGGCCAGGCCACCAAGCUGAGAGCUGGAGGGGAGGGGAGGAGAACACAGAAUUCCUGUGUGUAGAGCAGCCCAGCCUUGGCUCACUCCUGGCUGUUUCUUCUCAAGGUCCUGCCCUAGAGCUAGUGUCAUAAAGCUGCAGAACUUGCCAAGACCUUGGCAUUGUGGGUUCCUCUUCUGAGUCUUUGGGGGUGAGAGGGGUGCUGUUUCUAGUCCAAAGGCCUGAUUUCUGACCAGGUUCUCCUUUGGACACUUCAGUCCCCCUGUUCCUCCCCAGUAAAGGCUACCUGUCAGUAGCAAGGACAGCCCCCCACCCCCACCCCCGCCAAAGAGGAGGGCCGAAGGCUCCCUUCUUCUCCCCCACCUCCUCUGCCUUUUCGUCCCUGCUCUGCAUUUUAGAAUUGCAGCUAAUUGUUUUAAGGGGUGGAGGGAGGGAGCCUGGGGACACAUCUUUUUUACAAUACAAAGCUUUGCUCUUUUUUUUUCUUUCCCUCUUCUUGGUUCCCUUCCCUCUUCUGAAAGGUUAGAAACACGUCAGCUGGAGGGAGGAUGGGGAUUGUGGGACUAGGUCCCUUGGUGCUGAUGGGCUGAAGGGACCUGAGUUGUGGGCAGAUAACAGUUUCCUGUGGGCUCUGGGGAGCCUCUCAUGUUGCUGUGUCCUGGUGAGCAGCCCGACCAAUAAACCCGCUUUUCUAAAAGGA